AUGAAACGAAACAAAUCCCUGGGCGACUUUCUGUCUUACUUCUUCAACUUUCCUUUCUUUCACUCCCAAUCAAUUUUAUUUUCGACUAUUAACUCUCUCUCUCUCUCUCUCUCUCUGUCUCUCUCUCUCUGUGUCUCUGUCUGUCUGUCUCUCUAUCCCUCUCUCUCUCUUUCUCUUUAUCUCUCUCUCUCUCUCUCUCUCUCUCUCUCUCUCUCUCUCUCUUUCUUUUUAUUCUCAAUGCUCUUGGUUUACCUCUAUCUCUGCCAUUUCUUACUUCUCACUCUUUUUUACUUUCUCUCUCUCUCUCUUUCAUUCUCUCUCUCUCUCUCUCUCUCUUUCAUUCUCUCUAUAUUUUCCACACCUUUCUCUCUCUUCUUAAUAUCUGUCUGUCUUUCUCUUCCUCUCUUUUUCUAUCGCUUAGAUCACUAUAACCUUCCUCUACAUUUCCACAGCCUUUGCUUUUUUCAGUUCUGUCCUUUCAGAUCAUUUCUCCGAAUUUCUUGCUUCUCAGAAGUCUUGCCUCACGAGCCAGAAAUGAUCGGCUCAUUGACUUCAACCUUGAUCAUUCACCAUUUGUGUCCAUCUUCUUGCUUUCUCUGCACUAUCAGCCAUUUACACCUCACUGACAACACAUUUGCUCUUUUUAUUUUUCUAAUAAUUGUUGCUAUUCUGUCUCUCUUCACACAACUGUUUUUUUUUCUUCUUUUUUCACUAUUCUUUAUCAGUUUAUUUCUAUUUUUUCGUUUUCCUUUUCCGUUUCAUUUGUAUCUCACUCUCUUUUCUUUUUUCUUUUUUUCUUUCUCCUUAUUACUUUUCUUUCUUCUUCGUUUCGCUAUUCUAAAUCCGUUUGAGACUUUUUCCUUCUUUUUCCAAAUUUCUCAUCAUUAUUUUUUCUUUAUUUCUCCUCACUUACCUCCCUUUUCUUUGUCGUUUUUUUUUUUACUCCUUUUCUUUCUUCUUCCGUAUCAUUUCCAACAACAACUUUCCACUUGUCAUUCUCUUUCAUUUUUACAGCAGUUUCUCUUGAUAUUUUCUUUUCUUUUUUUCUUUUAUUCAUCUUUUCUAACAACCAAUUUUUUCUUUCCUUUUUACGCUUUCUUCGCUUUGCGUUUCUUCGUCUCCCAUCUUCCUUUCUUUCUUUUUCUUUCCCAUUAG
Acanthosepion pharaonis is the source of this 1155-nucleotide messenger RNA. Lineage: Eukaryota; Metazoa; Mollusca; Cephalopoda; Sepiida; Sepiidae. The record is from the annotation of a GenBank genome assembly.